Giardia duodenalis is the source of this 1935-nucleotide messenger RNA. RefSeq lists its product as uncharacterized. The transcript has a single exon. NCBI's taxonomy places the organism in Eukaryota, Fornicata, Diplomonadida, Hexamitidae. The record is from RefSeq and is a predicted model, not a curated record. The coding region runs from base 1 to 1935 and encodes 644 amino acids.
AUGACGAGUAAGUCUUCGUUUCGAGCUGAGUGUCUGUUAGACACGCGGGACUUUCAGGCCAUAGCGCAUCGCCAGGCAGUGGUGCUGGGCGAGCCCAUCCCUUCCUUAGAUGAAGGUCUCGAGCGCAUUAAAGCAAACAUUUUUUUGAAUACCGAGAAGCCGUCAGAGAUCCCCACAGAGAGGCUCAUCCGCUACCUCUCUGACGUGUCGCAAUGCCUUCAGGCCUUUGUUACUAACUCUACACGGGCUCCACAGGUUCUUGCCGGGACGGUAAGACACGUUGACUUCUUUGAUAAACUCUAUGCAUUUCUGCGACUCUUGACUGAGAAUGGCCGAUAUCAUGAGCUCCUUGAAGUUGAUGCCGAUUCCACGUGUUCUUUCCUGCUUUCUGUUGCCGCUUUUCAGAGUGCAUUUGCUCGUGAGCCCAUCCUUGGCAAUCCGGUGACUAGGAGUUCUUUCUUGUUUAGUGCACAGUCCUUCUUGCUUACUAUCUCUUCUGUCUUGUGCCAUUUUCCGCUCAAUGUGGACCAGCCCAUGUCACACAUUAGUGUCAUCAUUGGGGAUGGAACCGGAAAACUGGAGGUGGCGCACGUGUUAGUUGAGCAUGUGCUUAUAGUUUCGUCUGCGUUCAAUCUAUCUGACUCUGUCUCCGUACCUGCGCAGUUUUUCCAAUGGCUUAACAGAGUACUAGUCCACGUAACACCUCUCUGGUCUGUCGAGAACCUGGAGCACCUUCAGCUAUGGCACCAAUCAAGACAGUCCGCGGCGGAGGCUUCGUCCCCAGCGGUACACUUGACAGAUGCCUUUCCGUGCAUGCUUUUCUCGAGCUUACUGCGCGUCUCCCUGUUUCUGUAUAGUCGGCGAGCUGUGGGCUUGAGCACAGAGACCAUUGCGCUCACCAUAUCUAGUGCUUGUGACCUGGUAGCACAGGUUCUGAACACGAUUCAAGCGCUUCGUAAUUUGGCCGCUGACGCGCUGGGUUCUGUCGAGCCUGGACGACGCUCAGCUUGUUCUAGAUUGUCUCCAGUUAGCUUUCUUGAAGAUGCACAGCUCUUUUCAUUUUUCAGCAAGCUCUGUCUGUGGUGUGUGCGACUGUUGGAUUGUCUCAUCUCACAGAUUUUCAAGCCAGAUGGGUUCUCUGCGUGCACAUACACAGGUCCACACGGUGAUGAGUCACCAAAAGCAAGCGACGCUCCCAGACUUGGCUUGGACGUCUUUACGGAGAUGUUCUUCCAGCACAAUGGUUGGUCUCUUCUGAUGCAGCUCUUGCACUACACAACUGACGGCAUUCUUGACGAUCAUAUGGAACCGCCCGUCACUGAGCUCCUUAGUCAGAUUACGCACUGUGCUGAUAUGGGUUGGAUCAAAGAUCACGGCUACCUCUGCUCAGGCUUUUCAACAAGGCUGGCAUAUAUCCUUGUCAAGAGCCAUAGCCGAAAUGCAAAGCUUGCAGCGUUCUACACCCUUUGCAACCUCGUCAUCGACCAGGGAUAUGCGUUCGUGGCGGUAGAGCACGUUAUAAGCGCAUGUAUUAAGAACUUCAAAUCCACAAUUUUGACCGUUGUUUACGAAGCGAACCGCCUCCUUGUGCUUCUGCUCCAACUGGGCAAAGUGGAGGACAGGGAUGUCUAUCAGACUGCCCUCCUACACAUGAUCAACCAAAAGAUAACUUCAAAGCUCAUUCGAUCUUUCAUGAUGACUGCCCAGUCUGCACAAACCCAUCAGACCCUUCCCAAGGAGUUGCGGAAGCUGGCAUCGAUGCAGCUCAAGCUUUUCUCCGAACUCAUAGAGUGUGGGAAAGAACACGAAGAGUUUAUUACACCUAUAUUCGAGACGAGAGACGAGCUUUCUAUAGCAAUCGAAGAGCUUGACGUGCGAGGUCCAGAAAGUCUCUCCGUUAGUUGCAGACAGCUCAUUGAUUUAAUUUAUAUGUGA